Hordeum vulgare subsp. vulgare (domesticated barley) is the source of this 1175-nucleotide messenger RNA. Its product is annotated as extradiol ring-cleavage dioxygenase-like. Gene Ontology annotation, molecular function: zinc ion binding; ferrous iron binding; oxidoreductase activity, acting on single donors with incorporation of molecular oxygen. The record is from RefSeq and is a predicted model, not a curated record. The coding region runs from base 8 to 958 and encodes 316 amino acids. The transcript is spliced from 2 exons. NCBI's taxonomy places the organism in Eukaryota, Viridiplantae, Streptophyta, Magnoliopsida, Poales, Poaceae.
AAACAGCAUGGCAAGGAACCCAACGCCAACGGCAACGCAGCACCAGCAGCAUCCAUCCAUCCGGUGCUUCCUUUCCUUGACGAUGGGCAUGGACACGUUCUACAUCUCCCACGGCUCGCCCACGCUCUCCAUCGACGACUCGCUGCCGGCGCGCCACUUCCUCAAGUCGUGGGAGCCGGCCGGUCUCGCCGGACCGCAGCCGCCUCGCGCCAUCCUGAUCGUGUCCGGGCACUGGGAGACGGACACCCCGGCCGUCAAUGUCAUCAAAGGCACCAAUGACACCAUCUACGACUUCUACGGCUUCCCCGAGCAGAUGUACAAGCUGGUGUACCCUGCGCCGGGCGCGCCCGACGUGGCCAUGAGAACCAAGAAGCUCCUGGAGGACGGUGGGUUCGGGCCGGUGAGCGAGGACGACGGCCGCGGGCUCGACCACGGCGCGUGGGUGCCGCUGAUGCUCAUGUACCCGGAGGCCAACAUCCCGGUGUGCCAGCUCUCGGUGCAGACGGACCGUGACGGCGCGUACCACUACGACCUCGGCAGGGCGCUGGCGCCGCUCCGGGAGGAGGGCGUGCUCAUCGUCGGCUCCGGCAGCGCAACGCACAACCUGCGCCGGAUCCUGCGGACGUUCGCGCCCACCAGCGGCGAGCCCGUGCCGGAGUGGGCAGCGGAGUUCGACGCCUGGCUCAGAGAGGCUUUACUCAACGGGCGGCACGACGACGUGAAACGGUACGAGGAGAGGGCGCCGUUCGCCAAGGUGGCGCACCCGCAGCCGGACCACUUGUACCCGCUGCACGUCGCGCUCGGCGCGGCCGGGCCGGACGCCAAGGCGGAGCUCAUCCACCGCAGCUGGUCCAACGCCACGCUCUCCUACGCGUCCUACCGGUUCACCACCAAGCAGCAAGAUACACCGACGGCGCCACCGUGUGACUGCGCUACCCCUGCUCUUGUCUGCGAUUAAGUCCUCACACACCUCAAAUGGGGAACUGCAGUAUGUUGGAACGGUGGUGGACACCGGAAUAAUUUUCAGAUGUGACGGAGUUCAUGGAAAAGAAAACCAUGUUUUACUAAAGGGUUAAUUGGUUCUAUGCCACUACAACUUUCGCAAGUUGGAAAAACGAAAUUACACUUAUGCACAUUGGAAAAAUGUCAUUACAAUUCUUCCAUUCUCCUCUAUA